This is a messenger RNA of Penaeus vannamei (Pacific white shrimp), 3091 nucleotides long. RefSeq names its product prosaposin (gene Sap-r). The record is from RefSeq and is a predicted model, not a curated record. Gene Ontology annotation, biological process: sphingolipid metabolic process. Gene Ontology annotation, cellular component: lysosome. Lineage: Eukaryota; Metazoa; Arthropoda; Malacostraca; Decapoda; Penaeidae.
UGACAUCUCAUUGAAUAAACAAGAAUAUUUGGUACAACAGAGACAUUUCAAGCAAACGACGUGAAACGGUGCGCAGAAGGGCUUCGGCACGAGUGGCAACGCAGUGUUGCCUCAGGAAGGUCUUAUAAACAUCACAUGACAACUCUCGGCUGAUCUCUUCCGUUUUGCCUCACUUCUGUGUGUUCUCUCUCUGGUGCUGGGGUUGUGGUCGUCCUUACUGCGUAGGUCAAGUUCCGAAGCCACCAUGAAGCUGCCUGGCUUUGGGUUAGCUCUCCUCCUGGCAGCAUGUGUUCUGCAUGGUGAGACUACCAUGUUAGGAUCCAGGAAGUGCACAUUUGGUCCGAGUUACUGGUGCCACUCUAUUCAAAAUGCUAAGGAGUGCAAUGCAGUUAAUCACUGUAUUCAGACAAUAUGGGAAAACCUGGCAUUGCCUGAAGAUAAUGAUGACAUCUGCACCUUGUGUAAGAACAUGGUUAAGGAGGCCAGAGACCAACUUCUCAGUAAUGAAACCCAGGAAGAGAUUCGCGAGGUGUUUGAUGGGUCCUGCCGUCUCAUCCCUAUUAAGUUAAUAGCUGAUGAAUGUGUAGAUAUUGCCAACGACUUCAUUCCCGAAUUGAUUGACACACUGGCAUCUCAGAUGAACCCCCAGUUGGUCUGUGCCACUGCAGGCCUUUGCAACUCUGCCAGAGUUGACAAACUCAUCAGUGAAAAUCAGGUUGCUCUUCAAGGAUUCAACCCUAAUGCAGUAAAGCAUUCAGGGGAACAUCCACAACCAGGGGACUGUGAAUCUUGCAGGGACUUCAUUGCACGAACCAUCCGCCUUGUCAAGACUCACUCACGAGCUGAGCUCAUGGACAGAUUGAUAGCUAUAUGUGGACGUUUUGGAUCUCUCUCUGAUGGCUGCAGUGCCUUGGUUGAAGCUAACUUCGACGAUAUUUACAAUUUCCUGACAGAUCAGCUGACACCAGAAGACUUCUGUGACCUAGUUGAAAUGUGUGAAAACAGAAUGCACCAGAGUGGACAGUACACUCGUCCUGCACUUUCACACUCUGGUGAUGAACCUUGUGACUUCUGUGAAGCAAUUGUGCAACACUGGAGGGAGAUUCUUACAGCAAAUACCACUGAAGAAGAAUUCAAAGAGAUCCUAGAUGGUUUGUGCCAUCAGACUGGCAGGUUCAGCAAGAAUUGUCUUGCUUUGGUAGAUGAAUAUUACCAAAUUGUAUACAGCUUCUUGAUGUCUGAAAUCCAUCCCAAGGAAAUCUGUGAAGCUGUAGGACUCUGUGGUGCUAAUUCAGUUUUCAAUGGAGAGCAUCCAGCUUGGACAGUGCUUGAUGUAAGGCAUAGAGUUGCACAAACUCCUCUCAGGCCAUCACUGAUGGUUGGGCAACACUUGAUUGGUGGAGAUGAGAGCAGUGCCAUCAGAUUUGAGAAUGAAAACCAAGGUUCAAAUCUGCCGCGUGUGAAGCUAUCAAAAAGUGGCAUUGAUGUGUCAAGUGCUGGUAGGAAUGGGAUGUUGGCUGCACCUGUUGGAAAGGGACGUGUUGGGGAUGACAACAAGUGUGUGAUGUGUGAAUUUGCUCUUCAUUUCCUCCAGAAUAUGCUUGAGCAGAAGGACACUCGUAAGGACAUCGAAGAUGCUGUUGAAAGGCUGUGCACCAUGAUGCCCCAUUCACUGGCAGAGGAGUGUGAGGACUAUGUAGAUGCCUAUGGUGACCAAGUUAUCGAGUUGCUGGCUCAAGAGAUUGACCCAUCCCAGAUCUGUCCUAUGCUGCAUCUCUGCCCAUCUGAAGGGGAGACAGAGGAGGCAGUACAGGUCACUUCUGGAAAACCUGACGUAUCUUGUGUUGUGUGCGAGUAUGCUUUGACACAGCUGGAGGACAUGCUGGAAGAUAACAGAACUGAAGCAAGCAUUGAGACUGCUCUUGAAAGGUUGUGUGCCCUUUUGCCCAAGUCAGCACGUAAGGAAUGCAACAUGUUUGUUGAAUUGUACACUGAUCAGGUCAUACAGAUGUUGCUCAACAACUUGUCCCCGGAUGAAAUAUGCACUAACCUGGGACUGUGUAAGCAAACAGAAAGUGCAUUGCCUAUGCUUGAUGCCUCUCACCAGUUGCCAGUCUCUCGCAUGUUUGUCCCAGCUGUAUCAUCACAAACGACAGACGACUUCGAGAUGACACAGUCUGCAGCAUGUGUCUUAUGCGAGUUUGCAAUGGUUCAGGUUGAUGACUUGCUCUCAGAAAAUGCUACUGAGGAUGCAAUAAUUGAAGUUGUGGACUUCGUUUGUGCUCAUAUGCCAGGUGUUCUUGCUGAUGAUUGUAUUGGCUUCAUUGAACAGUAUGGUGAUGCUAUCAUCAAGUUAUUGGUUCAUGAACUUAGUCCAAAGACUGUUUGCCAACAGAUCAAGCUUUGCAAACCUCCAUCAUUUGAAAGUAUGAGAGCCCUUAUUAAUAUUAGAAUGGACAAAUGCCAAGUUUGUGAGGGAGUUGUUAACUAUAUUGACAAGAAACUAAAGGAUGGAGAUGCAACAACCACCAUUGACACUGUUCUUGAAGAAGUUUGCCGACUCUUCCCCAAUAAUGCAAAGGACACGUGCCGCAGCAUGAUUGAAGUUUAUGGACCCUAUGUAGUGAACCUUCUUGCUGAACUAGGGGACUCAAAGCGUGUGUGCCAGGCCGUAAAAAUGUGCCCCCACCACACUUCAGAACCACUCCUGGGAGCUGAGAAGUGCACUUGGGGUCCUUCUUAUUGGUGCCAGACCAAGAUGCAUGCAACAGCCUGUAAGGCAACUGUUCACUGUGAAACGAAGGUGUGGAAGGGAGUUGUUCCUGCCGUUUAAAGAUAAAGGAUUGAUUGAAGAAGAGGAGGAAGAAAAGAAAAAAAGAAAGAUGCAGAUGAAGACAGAGUGGAUGUAGAUAUUGGAAGUGCUUUUUUUUUCUUCAAAAAAGCAGCAAUGAAAAAAUAGAUCAAAUCAAUUGUUUAUUGUAUACACUUGUCAUUUUGAAAAACUACUGUCUGUGAUGAAUAUUUUUUUAUGCUUGAUGAUUGUGAUUCCUCCAAUUUGGCUUGUAUUUUGUUUUGUUAGUUGUAAGGAAUA